CAUUUUGAGAAUCAUGCAAAUGCAUCUGCACAUGCACUUAUCCUCAUCUUUUUCUCAGCACUCACACCCUUAUGAAGGACAUGCCCUUCUUUCUCCUCAAGAACUCCUUAGGAGCCAAGAUGAAGAAAGGCAUCAAAACUUUUUGCAACAACAACGGUUCAACCUCCACUCUCAACCAACAAAAUAGCACCGUUGGCAGCAACAACAGCCACAGCCAUGGUGACUUCACCAGCAAGGUAAGCACCCCUUCAAAGCAAAACUCUCCAACACUAGAAGAUUUGAUACUACAACUAGAACUAGAGGAAGAAAUGGCUAGAAAGGCUAAGCUUAAUGAAUAUAAAGGCAUAAAGGGUAGGAUGUCAUGUGUGAACAACUCUGAUAUAUUGAGAUCUGCAAGGAAUGCCUUGAAUCAAUACCCUCGGUUUUCACUUGAUGGUAGGGAUGCUAUGUACCGUUCUUCUUUUGGGAACAUUGAAGGAAGAAGAUCAGUUUGCAGUGAGAGAAGUUUCAUAGAAGAGAAUGAUAUUGAAAAGGGUAUGAUGUGUUUGCCACCAACACUAGCUGGAGAGAGUGUGGUGUGGCGCAAACCUGGGGUUGUGGCAAAGUUGAUGGGUUUGGAAGCUAUGCCAGUGCCUAUAAGUAGCAAAAGAUGUGACAACAAAGAGAAACUAAGUACUGUUGUUAGGAGGCAGAAUCUAAGGAGAAGAUUUGAGAGGCAUGACUUGGAGAGAAGAGUAGCAAUGGAGAGGCAUGACUUGGAAAGAAGAGUAGCAAUGGAGCUGCAUGACAUUAGAAGACUCAAUAAGCCUAGUUGUUGUUCUAAAAAUGGGUAUUGUAUUAUGAAACCCGUUGCUCUAGAAGCUAUGGCUGGGGGUCCUGGAAGUUGGCAACCCCGGAGAUAUGUUUAG
Molecule: messenger RNA, 908 nt
Organism: Abrus precatorius (Indian licorice)
Lineage: Eukaryota; Viridiplantae; Streptophyta; Magnoliopsida; Fabales; Fabaceae
Exons: 1
Coding region: 72-908 (278 amino acids)
Source: RefSeq, a predicted model, not a curated record